AUGAAGGAUAUGCUCAAACAACUCCUACAAGGGCAAGCCAAAGGUUCACUGGAAAUGAACCACAAGUUGGUAGAAAUAAACUCCAAACUUGAGUCAUUGACUUCAAGAGUGCAAAUCAUUGAGUCUUCUAGUGCAUCAUCCUCUUCACCACAUGAGUAUGCUCAAGCAGUUACACUGAGAAGUGGGCGGCAAUUUCCAAGCAGGAGUAGCCCACCCCAAAUCGCUGUGGACAUCGAUGACGAGGAAGGGGAGGAUUUGGUCGAGUAUGCUGAUAUUCCGGCACCGAACUCGAUCGAGCUGGAACAAAACCCUGAACCAGAGCUCGAUCGAGCUGAAGAAACCGAGACUCAGAAAGACAAACCAGAGCUCGAUCGAGCCGAGAAGAGAACAGACAAAGCAAGCUCCAGCCAACCAACUAAACCUGUUGCAAGGAAGAAAGACACUCCAUCAGGACCACCACCAUACAAACCCCUCUACCCUUUCCAGGAAGAAAUUCCUGAAGGAUGCUGUUCAGCAAAGAACCAGGGAAGCACAAGGGAUGGUAGUGUUGACUCCCUCUGCGAUCUAGGAUCAUCUGUCAGCCUCAUGCCUUUGUCUGUAGCAAAGAGACUGGGAUAUCACAAGUAUCAAGCCUGCGGAAUCUCACUAGUCUUGGCAGAUAGAUCGAUAAGGUUACCAACUGGAAUGCUUGAAGACCUGCCUUUGAGAAUAGGGAAUGUAGAAAUCCCCACCGACUUCAUUGUGCUGGAGAUGGAUGAGGAACCAACAGAUCCAUUGAUACUAGGAAGGCCAUUCCUAGCUACAGCAAGAGCAAUGAUAGAUGUCUGUGAAGGCACAAUUGAGCUAAACUUGGGAAAGGACCUAAGAUGA
This is a messenger RNA of Microthlaspi erraticum, 870 nucleotides long. Lineage: Eukaryota; Viridiplantae; Streptophyta; Magnoliopsida; Brassicales; Brassicaceae. The record is from the annotation of a GenBank genome assembly.